UACCUCGCCUACCAUGGCGGAGCCUCGGAAACAACCUAGAGCAAAGCAAAGAACUCACGAGUCCUCCAAGAUGACCAGAAAACUCCGCAUAAUCUACGCGGAUCCUGAAUUAACCGAUUCAUCCGACGAUGAUUCAGAGAUGAACCAAAAGAGAAUCAAGAGGAGCAUCCAUGUGAUCCCUCUCCCUCUUCCCUCAGGCCUCUCCACUCCCACCUCCUCCUCCGAAGUUGUUGCAAAACUCAAACAACCCAUCUUCAAGAGGAGGGUUUCGCCGGCAACCGGUACCAAGAGGCAAACCUCCGGCAAGUACAGAGGAGUUAGGCAGAGGAAGUGGGGAAAAUGGGCCGCUGAGAUUCGCGACCCUUUCAAGAGCGCACGCAUCUGGUUGGGUACUUACAACACUGCCGAGGAAGCUUCACAGGCCUACGAGGCUAAAAGGCUCGAGUUUGAAGCCAUGGCGAGGUCCAUGUCUCAGUCACAGUCUCAGAACUCUGAUGACAAGAGCAACUGCUGCAACUCAUCUCCUGCUCCCGCCGGAGUUUGUGUUUCCGACAACAAGUCCUCUACAUCGGAGGGCUCCGAUAGCGUUUUCUCUUGCACUUCUCCGUCCUCUGUUCUUGAGUUGGAUUCUUCAGCUUCUCAUUCCAACGACAGUGCUAAUGUUAAUGCCAAUGCUAAUGAAGCUGUUGAGACUAAUGAUUUGGAGACUGGUGAUUUGGUGGCUGAAUUGGCUGCCUUGGAGAUACCGGAUUUGAGCAUGCUGAACCUCCCUCCUCCGUCACCACCACCACAACAGUCUUCUGUUUCUGUGUCUGCCGCCGCUGCUUCUGUGCCUGAGAUCGGCCUUGGACUCGAUUUUGACUGGAUAAAUUUUGAUGAUUAUGGACAUGGAUUUGAUGAUCUUGGUGGGUUCGAGGAUUUGCAAAUCUGCGGCUUGGAUGAUAAUGGGCCUAGCCAACUUCCCGAUUUCGAUUUUGAUGAUUUUGGUGCUGAUGAGUUUGCUGGUUGGAUUGAGGAACCCCUCAAUAUACCCUGCGCGUAACAAGUUUUGCAGCUACAUAGGAGCAAUAAGAAGCCUUAGAUUACUAUCUACUAAUAUAUAUAUAUCUCUAUAUAUAUAAGUUUUGUUUAAUGUUGAGUGUAGUUCUAUAGUAAGUUUUGUGAGAUUUCUGGAACUGCAAAACCAGUUCCUGAGCGAGUGGUUUAUGAGUUUAUAUUAAAUUUUGUUUGGUCGAGUCAAAGAUGUUUAGAUCAACUGAGGAUACUCUGGGUUUUCUUGUGCUAUUAGAGCCGUCCCAAGUGUUCUCAAGUGAUAUAUUAUUAAUAUUUAUAUUAUCUAUCUAUCAAGUAUGAAAUUCCAGA
Arachis duranensis is the source of this 1362-nucleotide messenger RNA. Its product is annotated as ethylene-responsive transcription factor ERF118. Gene Ontology annotation, biological process: regulation of DNA-templated transcription. The coding region runs from base 14 to 1042 and encodes 342 amino acids. NCBI's taxonomy places the organism in Eukaryota, Viridiplantae, Streptophyta, Magnoliopsida, Fabales, Fabaceae. The transcript has a single exon. Gene Ontology annotation, molecular function: DNA-binding transcription factor activity; DNA binding. The record is from RefSeq and is a predicted model, not a curated record.